Nerophis ophidion (straightnose pipefish) is the source of this 3158-nucleotide messenger RNA. RefSeq names its product Translocating chain-associated membrane protein 1-like 1-like. The coding region runs from base 297 to 1412 and encodes 371 amino acids. The record is from RefSeq and is a predicted model, not a curated record. Lineage: Eukaryota; Metazoa; Chordata; Actinopteri; Syngnathiformes; Syngnathidae. The transcript has 11 exons. Gene Ontology annotation, cellular component: endoplasmic reticulum membrane. Gene Ontology annotation, biological process: protein insertion into ER membrane; SRP-dependent cotranslational protein targeting to membrane, translocation.
UGUAGUAGGUACGAGGUGUCGCACGUAAGGGCACACACAGGGCGGUUCAUGAAUGGGCAGUGGGAGGGCCCAUCGUCAGUCUUUACCAGUCGGCCGUGGGUUAAAAAAAAGUGGGUGUUGAGUUGUAGUUUUGUUUUGGCUCGCAAUGUUUUCGCAAUGUUAUUGAACACAUGACACCGCGCAUUCAGACGGCACGGAGAGGGGCGUUCAUCCAUCGGCUGCCCGGCGCAGGCCAGCCGCGGUGCAGUUAACGGCAGACCCGCAGCAGCAAGAGGAGUCUCGCCUGCGAGUCAACCAUGGGUUUCCGCAAGAAGAACAAGAGCCCGCCGAUGCUCAGCCACGAAUUUAUUAUCCAAAACCACGCCGACAUGGUUUCUUGCCUGGCUAUGACCAUCCUCCUGGGCCUGAUGUUCGAGGUCACAGCAAAGUUUGCCAUCAUGUUCAUCACAGUCCAGUACAAUGUCACACAAGUUCUUGGUGAGAAGAACGACCCAGUGAACUUUUACCAUUAUGGCCCAAAAGAUGUGGCGACUGUGUUUUUUUAUCUCCUCAUCGCCAUCAUUCUUCAUGCCCUCAUCCAAGAAUAUAUUUUGGAUAAAAUUAACAGGAGGCUGCAUCUGUCAAAAACCAAACACAGCAAGUUCAAUGAAUCAGGGCAACUGGCGGCAUUCUACCUGUUUUCCUUCAUCUGGGGCUGCAGCAUCCUGACAGCAGAGGACUUUGCAAAAAACCCAACUUUCCUAUGGGAGGGUUAUCCACACACUCACAUGGUUUUUCAGGCCAAGUUUUUCUAUGUAUGCCAAAUUGCUUAUUGGCUUCACACACUUCCUGAACUCUACUUUCAAAAAGUACGCAAGGAGGAUAUCCCCCGCCAACUCUACUAUAUUUGCCUCUAUGUUGUUCACAUCACUGGUGCCUAUGUCCUACAUCUCCACCGACUCGGACUGUUGUUGCUGGUCCCUCACUACUUAGUGGAGCUGCUCUUUCACGCCUCUCGUCUCUUCUACUUCAGUGAUGAGAACAAGCAGAAGGGUUUCACGCUGUGGGCUUUGCUUUUUGUCAUUGCCCGACUGCUUACUCUCACCCUCUCUGUCCUGACAUUUGGCUUCGGAUUGCCCCGGAUAGAAAACCAAGGCUUUUCACUUGUGAAAGGCAACUUUAAUGUCCUCACUGUAAGGAUGACAUGUUUGGCAGCCAUCUGCCUGACUCAGGCUUGGAUGAUGUGGAAGUUCAUCAAUUUCCAGUUAAAGAAGUGGAGGGAACACAAUCAAAACCAGGCCUCAAAGAAGAAGACAAGCAGCCCAAAGAGCAAACCUCAUAAAAGGGAACUCAUAAGGGGAGGAGCCACCAAUGGAAUUGUGAAGCCUGAUGAGAGGACAUCACCACGCGCGAGGAAAGCUAAAAACUCAUAAACGCAGAGCAUCCGUUUACCGCUCGCUAAACAAAAUCACACAACAAACCUCACAUAGCUGUCUCUUUUGACGAUCACAUUCCCUUUGCAAGACUUGUUCUGGGUGAAAACAUGCAGGACCGACUUGGUUUUGAUGCUUUAAACCAAUAUCACUUGUAUAUUUUUGUGUACAAGUACAGUAGUACCUCAACGUAGGAGCUUAAUUAGUUCUGUGACAGGGCUCUUAACUCCAAACACUUGUAUAUGAACUCAACAUUGUAACAUUGAAAAUAAUUGCAAUGUUGGCAAUUUUAUCUUAAUUAUUGGUCAUUUUGUGUGCGCAGCUCAAUCACUUUCCUUUUUUGCAAAUGUUCUUCUUCCCUCUCCUGCAGUUGUUUUCUAUCGUCUGCUUACUUUCUCUACGGCACAAACCCCUGAACAAGCUGAUGUGGGGUCCAUGUUUUAUCGUGUAGUAACCUCUGCUUUGUUCAUUUACAAAAUCGUCGAGCCACGUUUAUACUGGAGUCUGAUAAAGAUCACAUGUAAACCAAACAGUCAUCGGGUAAAAAAUCAGAUUUUGAAAUAGAAGACAUUUGUUCCACUUUGGCCUGCCCUGUAAACAUAGUCCGUCCGUCCGUUUUCAACCGCUUGUCCCUUUCGGGGUGGCUGGUGGUGCUGGAGCCUAUCUCAGCUGCAUUCAUGCGGAAGGCGGGGUACACCAUGGACAAGUCAUCUCAUCGCAGGGCCAACACAGAUAGACAACACAGAUAGACAGACAACAUUCACACUCACAUUCACACACUAGGGCCAAUUUAGUGUUGCCAAUCAACCUAUCCCCAGGUGCAUGUCUUUGGAGGUGGAAGGAAGCCGCAGUACCCGGAGGGAACCCACGCAGUCACGGGGAGAACAUGCAAACUCCACACUGAUUGAACUCAGGACCUUUGUAUUGUUAGGCACAUGCACUAACCCUUGUCCUACUGUGCUGCCAUAAACAUAGUCUUAGAUAAGACAGAGUAUAAAAAAUUACAAUAAAUGUGCUACUAACAACUACUUUAUGAAGUAAUGUUAUGAUAAUGUACAGUAUUACCUUAGAGAGUGGACUUCUACAGUAACUCCUUCCAGCUACUUUGCCGUCAAACACACCAUAAGCAGCUUCUACAUAUUUUCAUGGAUAAAUGUUUGCUGUUUAGAUAUUAUUUCAACCUCCUAGUCUGGCUUUAGACUCUUUCAAUCAAUCAAUUAAUCCAUCCAUCAAUCAAUCUUUGUUUUGGCAUUGUCAUAAUAACAUCAGUUAUACUUGUCAUUAAUAUUUUUUUAACAUAUUGUAGCUACACAGGAAAGUGCAGAGGUGGUGCAGGUACUUCUGGUACAGCCAUAGACAGCACAAUUGCAGUAGUUUUUGUAGCACGGUGUAGACUAGCAGUAAUACGCUUGAAUUGCUACUACAAGUGGAGCACACACUGUCAUGUUUUUGAUGAUUUUUUUCUUUAAUUCAGUGAAUAACAGCCACUUAUUCUUCUCAGCACUGUCCUUCAUGCUCACUUUCUUACUUCCCAUUGUUGGAAAACAAAGUAGUGCCAAUCUCCAGGUAAACACUAAUGCUAAAGAGUAAGACCAGGGGCCUCAUGUAUUAAAAGUUGUGUUAAUUUCCUACAAAAAAAUUGUGUAUGCUCAAAUCUAGAAAAAUUUUGCGCGUAAAUAGUUCCAGACCAAAGCAUGCAUUUACCCAUGCAUACAGUGGGGCAAAAAAGUAUUUAAAAUGAAGACA